CAAAAGUGCACACUUAGAAUCUGAUUGCUGAUCAGCUGCUGGUAGAUAUGGAGACACAUCCUUACUUGGUUACGUAGUUACAGCAAAGCAAGAACACCGAGCACCUUCUUUUUCUGUGUGACACUAGGAGCAUACAAAGAGGAACAAUGUGGACCAAACUGGUUCUUCUUCUGAUCGGAACUCUGUCCAUGUAUCAGGGUAUUUCAGAAGUAGCAACUGAAAUCUAUAUUUCUGAGGUGAUGGUGGAGAGCAACGUCACACUGAGCGCCAAGAGCAUCCUGGACAGUUGGAACUCAUCAACAACCCUCACAGUGACUGACAGUAGUCAAGCAUCCUACGGUGUCACAAUAUUCAGCAGGGAACUAGUUGCAGAAUGCCUAGUUGUCGGUGAGGACUACAACUGCAACUGCUCUACAGGCUAUGCUUGGAGUAACGAGGUCUGCUACAACUAUGGUUGCUGUACUGAAGCUCCAUGCACACAAAAUAUAUCCCUUGCCACGUCCAUCUGUGUUCUCAAGACUCCGGUUGUCAUCAAUGGAUCAGUGCAGGUUCCUAGGAGCUGGGCGGUACCUACUGAUACUGAAAAUCUCAAAACUGAACUUAACAAAGUGAAUGGUCUGGAUGGUGCCCCAGUAGUCACUAUUACGAGCAACACUGCCUCAUUGUCCACUGUUGAUUUUAAGAUGAAAACUUACGUUGCAUUAAACACGUCUAAACUUCAAGAUAUUCUGAAUACUCUGGUGACGACACUGCCAUCUGGUCCAAUUUUGGUUACAACAGCAGGAAUGGUGAACAUUCAGGUUUCAUAUUCAGAAAAGGUGGAGUAUGAGUCGACUCCAUCUCUUCAAUGCACAUUUGAGGAGACCACAGACAGUGCUGGCUGGAAUCUGACAAGAGGGUCUGUGCGAUUGGGGCUUGGCAAUGGACUUGUAACCACUGUUACAUCCAACUGCGCCCUACCAGAUUACCCAUCCUGUGUUAAUGUUACUUUAACAAAAGUGACAGGUGUAUGGGCAGGUACAUAUGAGUGCGGAUUUACCAUUGGGACAAUCAGGCACACAGCCAGCUCUGAACUAGAAGUGGCUCCGCUCCCCGAUGUGAUUACCAUGACAUUCCUACCACUCAUUGCAGACUGUUCAGACAAGAAACCCGUACCUGUAACAGUCAGUGCAACGAUUCCAAAAACCACAGUGAACUAUACUGUCACAUGGACCCCGGGUGGCACGACAGGACUUUUACAGCAACAAGAUGCAACGAUCUACAGCCUCUCUACCUCAAUCGACUGUGUAGCUGUAGAAGACCAAAACAACUACAACGUGGAAAUCACGUUUAAAAAUGAAUUGUCUCAAAAAGCUAUCAAAAAUGUGGACAUUCCAAUAUUAAAAGGCCCAGACGCUUGCGUUCCAAUUAAUUCAGAUGGAGAGUAUUGGCCAAAAACUCCACCUAACACAAUAGUGAAGAAUUCAACGUGUCCUGUAGGUCGAAUUGGAUAUAGGAUUCGCAACUGUAACUCUUCUAAGCAGUGGGAAGGUGUUGUUUCCAAGUGUGUCAGCGAGGAGCUGGGAAAAGUUGUAAAUGCAGCAAACAACUUUCUGAAUGGACUUGGAGCCACACAGGACAUGGCCAAGAACAUAUUUGAAGGGAUCAAGAACAGCUCUAGUUUAACACCCAGUGACUCUGGUGGUGAUGCUUUAGCUGACGUUGAUGCUUCCAUUCAAAUCUUUGGGGUGAUGGCAAAGGCAUCAAAAAACGUUGAACUGAAUGAAGAUAUACUGCCUGACUUUGUUGAUGCAGCGAGCAAUAUGGUGAACUCUUCCUGGGGUGACAACGAAAAAAUUGUUCAUGAGAUGUCAGCUAACUAUCUAACCAAUGUGGAGGACUUGGUGAAAAACAUCCAGACCAACAAUAGUGACGGAUUCAACAGUUCAAACCUGGAGCUCAGAGUCUGCUCGAGUGAAGACUGCAGCAUGUCUGUUUUCGGCAUUGGUGUGAAUAUGAACAAGACCAAUGGAACAAUGAAAACAAUGGCAGUGAAGAAUCUGAUGGAAAAAUUAAGAAAUGAAAAAUUCCGAGGCACAAACCGCAGCAGCGUCUUGCUGUCAGCCACCCUUGUGGGCAACAGUGAUUCAAAUAUUACGAUCAAAAUGUUCUUUCCCAAUGAGCAACCAAAUGCCAACCAGCAUUUGUGUGUCUUCUGGCACACAGAGAAAGGUGACUGGUCAAAAGAAGGCUGUGUUGCCAACGUCACAGACGAUAAUCAAACACUUUGUGAAUGCACCCACCUCACUUCCUUCUCUGUCCUUAUGGCCAGGAGCGCCAACGUAUCUUCUCCAGAUCUUGACAUCAUCACGUAUGUUGGCCUAGGUGUAUCUGUUUUUUCCCUGCUGAUCUUUCUCUUCGUCGAGUCCCUAGUGUGGUCGGCGGUGACAAAGACCAACCUGUCGCAUUUCCGUCACACGGCUGUGGUCAACAUUGCUGUGUUCCGCUUGCUCGCCGACUGCAGCUUCUUGGCUUCUGCUUUCCCGGACCGUAUCUCUGACACCUGGUGCUUCACCUUCACCGUCUGUAAGCACCUGUUUUAUCUGGCAAUGUUCACUUGGAUGCUGUGCCUGAGCGUGAUGCUCGUCCACCAGCUCAUCUUUGUUUUCAGCCCAGUCAGAAAACGAGUCUUCAUGUACCUCUCUAGCAUUGUAGGCUAUCUUUUACCAAUCGCACUUGUGGGGACCAGCUAUGUGUAUUACAAAUACACUGAGCAGGAGUAUUAUGAUAGGAAGACCUGUUGGCUAAAGUAUGACCGGCUGUUGGAAGGCUCCAUUCACGCAUUUCUUCUUCCUGUGGGCACCAUUGUUUUGUCAAAUCUCUUCUCCAUGGUGGUUGUCAUUGUCACCUUGGUGAAGACCUCAGUACCAGACAGCAGCAAAGCGGAUGACAAGGAGACAGCCAAGAGCAUCCUGAAGGUGGUGGUCCUUCUAACUCCUGUCUUUGGAGUAACGUGGAUUAUUGGCUUUGUUAUACUCAUUCUGGAUGACACCGACCCCAUGCAUAAGGUUGCCAAUUACAGUUUCACCAUCCUCAAUUCUUUCCAGGGCCUUUUCAUUCUGAUAACUGGUUGUCUGGCAGAGCAGAAGGUCAGACAGGAAGUGGUUAGGAUCGUAAUGGUAAAAACUGGACGAGACACUAACAGCAUAAAGAAACUGACUAAUAGUUCAACUACAUUGUACACAAAGGACAAAUGAUGAUGACUGGAGACAGAAAGAGCAGCUCUGAUGUCUGCAGCUCCCCUUGUGUCCCUGGAGAGAACACUUCUUGAAGUUUGCGAUGUGUUAGAUUUUGGACCUUAGACUGUUACAUAUGUGUAGCUGGUUGCUCUAAAACAAGAUUAACAAUAACCAAAAGUUUAUCAAGUAGAACCUAAUGAUGAUUAGCAGUGAGGUGAAGCAGCAUUAUACAUGUAUACGGUAGAAGUGCAUUCAAUGUUAUGCAUUAUCUCUUGAGGCUAGCAACAGAUAUAAAUAACCAAUUUUUUUUUUUUUAGGGGUAGGGCCAAUAUGUCACUUUUAUUUAUUAUAAUUCUAAGUAAAUAAUACAAAUAGUGCACAUGACUAUUUAGCGAUAAGGAGAGGCUUCUAAAUACAGACAGAAACUAAAUGCAAUAUUUUGCAUUCAGUUCCAAACUACUGUAUAUAGAACAACGUAGGAUUUUAUUAUGUUUGGUUGUGAUUGUUUUAUUUAAAAAAAAAGCCAAUUGACAUAGUUUGAGAUGAACUAUAAGCUGUAUACAAUGUUUGUAUAUUCCUGUAUGUCUUAGAACUUGUAGUGAAAUAAAGAUGUGUUUAGAGAAUUAUGCUCA
Messenger RNA from Fundulus heteroclitus (mummichog), 3850 nucleotides. It is a transcript of the gene adgrf3b, whose product is annotated as adhesion G protein-coupled receptor F3b. Gene Ontology annotation, cellular component: membrane. The transcript is spliced from 18 exons. The coding region runs from base 147 to 3236 and encodes 1029 amino acids. Lineage: Eukaryota; Metazoa; Chordata; Actinopteri; Cyprinodontiformes; Fundulidae. Gene Ontology annotation, biological process: cell surface receptor signaling pathway; G protein-coupled receptor signaling pathway. Gene Ontology annotation, molecular function: G protein-coupled receptor activity. The record is from RefSeq and is a predicted model, not a curated record.